Molecule: messenger RNA, 3668 nt
Organism: Lepisosteus oculatus (spotted gar)
Lineage: Eukaryota; Metazoa; Chordata; Actinopteri; Semionotiformes; Lepisosteidae
Source: RefSeq, a predicted model, not a curated record
UUAUACAACGAGUUUACCAUCAGCGACACUUUCUGGUUUUAUGGACGUAUUCAUGGGCUCGCUUCCAAGGAGACAGAGGCCCGUAUGACCUUCCUCGUUGACUUUCUAGACCUCCCAGACAAAUCCAGACUGAUCAGGAACCUGAGUGGAGGACAGAAGAGGCGUGUUUCCCUGGGAGCUGCCCUCCUGCAGAAACCUGAGCUGCUCAUCCUGGAUGAGCCGACAGUGGGAGUGGACCCCGUCCUCAGAGCCAAGAUCUGGCAGCAUCUGGUGGAGAUUGUGAAAGAUGGACAGGUAUCCGUGAUCAUCACCACACAUUACAUAGAAGAAGCCAGGCAAGCCAGCGUGACCCUGGAGAGCGCUUUCCUCCAACUGUGCGAAUCGUCCGACCAGACAUCUUCAAACCUGAACAUCGGCCCUGAGGGAAAGGACAAAGAGGCCAGCCAGUCAUCUGAGGACUCGAAGGAUGAGUGUCGGCCCAUCCUGGGGAACAUGCAGGAAGGGGAUCCCAGGUUCACAGUGGACUGGAAGGUCCGGGCAAGACAAGUCUUGCCAAAGUGCAGGAACAUCUGGGCUCUGAUGAUCAAGACAUUUGUGAGGAUGAAGAGGAUGCCAGGGUUCCUCUGUUUCCAGUUCCUCUUGCCAGUGAUCCAGAUAUCUCUGAUGUGCCUGUGUAUCGGAGGGGAUCCCAGGGGCAUCCAGGUGGCAGUUGUGAACAAUGAGACGGGGAAUAGCUCCUUCAGCCACUCCCUGCUCUCUUUCAUAGACAACACCACCGUGCACCAGGUGAUAGUACAGCAGUCAGAAGCCUUUACUGGAGUCCGAGAUGGAAGGUACUGGGGUAUAAUUGGGUUUGGUUCCAACUUCUCCACGGAUUUAAUGAUGAGAAUGCUACAGAAGAGUGUUACUAAGCAGGUGGUGGAAGGUGGGACUGUGCACGUGUGGCUUGACAUGACAAACAGACAGAUCGCUUUUAUGCUCCAAAAAAAGCUUCAGGAAGCGUUUGAGAGCUUUGUCCAGGAUAAACUUGGCACACUGUCUUAUCUGGUGUCCCUCCCUGUAAAGUUUGAAGAACCUAUAUAUGGCAGCAGCAAUCCUGAUUUCACUAGCUUUGUGACACCUGGAGCUGUGCUGAGUAUCACCUUUUAUUUGGCGGUGGGCCUGACAGCGUUGUCCUUUGUGACAGAGCGCAAGGAAGGGCUGCUGGACAGAUGCUGGGUUGCAGGUGUGAGCUCGCUGGAGACCAUGCUGGCACACCUGCUCUCUCAGCUGGUCAUCAUGAGUGUCCAGGUCACCCUGCUGCUUCUCUUCGUCCUCCUGGUCUUCAAGAUCCCCAAUGAAGGCUCCCUGGCUCUCAUUGUGAUCCUCAUCUUCCUCCAAGGCGUGACGGGCAUUUCCUUUGGCCUCGUGAUCUCCGCUGCGAUUGACGACGAGCAGUCAGCCAACCAGGCCGCCCUCGGCAUCUUCUACCCCAACCUCAUCAUAAGCGGUAUUAUCUGGCCCAUGGAGUGUAUACCUUAUCCUCUGAGAUACCUGAGCAUGGUCUUACCACAGACAUAUGCAGCCGAGGCCUUGCGCUGUAUCAUGUACAAAGGGUGGGAUUUGACCGCAAUGAUGGUGUGGAGAGGUUUUGCAGUCACCCUGGGCUGGAACACUUUCUUCUUAAUCCUUGCCACGGUCAUACUGAAGAUGAGGAUGUAGUCAGUCCAGGGAGUCCUGGGUAUGGACAAGAAACCCUCACAGAUCCUGAGCUGGGGAUGACCCCUCCAGUCCCACUGAGCUGCAUCUCUGACUAUCCAGAUACAGGUGAUUUCUGACUGAUAGGUGUUACUGGAAUGUCAGCACACUGUAUGUCUGUCUCAGGAGUUAUCACCCGGAGUGAUUAUUUUUUGGGACACUUUCUUAUAUGUGUUAAAACACCAGCGGUAUUUUUCUGCAAGCGAGAACACAAAUUCGUUGUAAAUUGAAGUAUUCAAAAGAUCAGUUUAUCUGAUCAAUAAUGUUGGCUUCAGCUCAGAUGCCCACUUUUCAUUCCAUCGAGAUAUCCAAUAUACAGUAAACCCUUUUUGAACUGGAUAAGUCAAUUGAGAACAAAUGUUCACGUUGUGUUGUGCUUUGCCUGCUGUUCAGUAGAAAUUGGAAUGCUGUUUUAUCACAGCUUAAAGCAGACAGUGUGCUUAGAGCUCACGUUUUUGUGGUUUCCUUGCUAUGUUUGACUUUGUGCUGUCUCUGUUGUGUACAGUCAGCCUGUCCAACUGACAUCAGAGAGGCUGGGCAUUCCAGAUCAUUAGGCUUCUUUGUUUGGCUUCGCAGCAACAGAAGCACUGAUGGGCUUAUCAAUAUCUGGAAAUAGCAAGAGUAAUAAAUGGACAUCUUAGACUCCUAACAUUAUGUUAAACAAUUAAGAAAAGGAUCAGUAUUGGGGAAUCUCUCUGCCUAGGAAUAAUGUACCUUUAAAUGAACUACUGUACAGAAGAAUGGUGCUAUAUGAGCGUAUUACUGGAAUGGUGUGUGAAGACCACUGUGAAACCAGAUUGACAAAUGGGAAAUACAAAAGUGAAUUUUUACUCUUACAUUUUUUAUUUUGUGAUAAUUGUACAAUAUCAAUACCAAAUGAUCUGUGUUUUUCUAAAAGAAAAUAAUCAACUGAAAUGCUUACUAAGGACUUAGGAAUUGUUUCAGUAAUUCCAAUAUAGGAAGCUCUAGCAAUAAAUGCCACAAGUAGAAGAUUUAAUGUAUACUUACUUUUUAAGUCCAGUAACCAUACUCCACAAGAACUGCUGAUUUUUAUAAAAAUGUUUGGGAGUCUCACUGAUACAUUCUCAAAGAUAAAUGUUUGUCCACAUGAACACAGAUUAACGUGAAACAUUGCAAAUCUUGUUUUAUGGCAAAUAAAGUUUAACCAAGAGUGAUAUGAUUGACAGGAAGGAAGACAUCCUAAACCAGAAGAGGGUCAGAGUUUAGAAAUGACUCUUUUUGUUCCUCCCACUCUGGAGUGAACCCAGUAAGCUUAAAAUAGCCAGCUUAUAAUAUUAAGGUACAAACAGAAAUAGAGAAGAAACAAAGAAUUGUCUGGAUUUUGAAUAAACAGAAAACUGGCCUGUUGAAAUGACAAGAGAAAAAGUGUUCUUUAGAAGGAGCUGUGAAACAAGCACAGACACAUAAUUAGGCAAUUUUGUUGUCAGACACCAAUUAAUUUAUGAUACAUCCUUUGUCUCCAAAACACAGUUUUACAACCCUUUUAUUGUCCUGUUCCACUUGUUAUCAAAUAUGCCUAGAAGAGACGAUACCUAGAGUGUGAACUACUUUCUAACAUCUCAUUAGUGUAAUAAGCAUUUAAGUGUUGGCAGCUGCCCAUCGUUUGUUUUCUUGGACAUUUAUUUUCAUUCCUCAUAUUGACAAGACUAAAAUCCGUCUACUUCACCAUAGUUCUGAAAGAAGCAGAAGAUUGUUUUUUUAAACGAUGCCAUGCCACGACGGUUUCCCAGUGUAGCGUUGUGCACAAGAAGAGCACUGUGUAUGUUUGUCUAGGUUGCAGUAGCCUGCCGAUGUUGGGGAACCCAUUUUACUACCUCUGAUAAGCAGACCUACUGAACAUGUCCUUACUUGUUUGAAACUAUUAUAGAACCGCACUUUGUGUUAUUUAAUUAAAUCCUUUUGAGACAUCA